Messenger RNA from Onthophagus taurus, 2414 nucleotides. Its product is annotated as zinc finger protein 431-like. Gene Ontology annotation, biological process: regulation of transcription by RNA polymerase II. Lineage: Eukaryota; Metazoa; Arthropoda; Insecta; Coleoptera; Scarabaeidae. The record is from RefSeq and is a predicted model, not a curated record. Gene Ontology annotation, molecular function: DNA-binding transcription factor activity, RNA polymerase II-specific; zinc ion binding. Gene Ontology annotation, cellular component: nucleus.
CCAUAUCAACGCAGUUGUUUUGGAUUACGCCAUUCCACAUCAUCUAUUAAAACCAUAUUAAAUCAUUGAACGCCCAUCAAAAAAUAUUAGUUAGUGAGGUUAUGUUAAACGUCAUCUACAAAUCUGUGUGUUAAAUUUUGAUCGAAAGAUAUUUUACAUUUUCCUAAUGGCAACGGUUGGAAAAGAAGAACCGAUUUCCAUAGUUAAAUUGGUCGAUUAUACGAUUUCGAUUUGUCGAGUAUGUUCAUUAAGUACUGAGUGUCAAAAUAUAUUUUCCAUGAAAUAUUGCGAUCUUACAUUCGCCGAUUUAUUUUAUUAUUCUACUAGAAUUGAGCUUGCUCCUGAGGAUAAUCCAUAUCAUGUAUGUUUAAUGUGUGUUGGGAAACUAUUAAAUGCUUAUGAAUUUAUUAUUCAAUGCGAAAAAGCUUGGUAUGCUCAAAAACUAACCAGAUUGAGCGCGCAAUUAGCCACAAACAACAAACAAUUUAAAGCAAUAGCACCUAAACCCUUAACAGAUGUAACAGUUUAUGUUGAUGUCCCCAAAGAAUUUGUUGAAAAUGCAGGAAACCAACAAGAAGUUAUUGUAUUUACUGAUGAUGAUGGAGUGAUUAAAGGCAAUCAAAUUUUUAGUGUUAUUGAAGAUGAAUCUGGAAAUAUGAGUACAAAAGGUUUAAAUUCUAAAAUUAAAAGUUUACCAAUUAAAAAACAAACAUUGAUCAAAAUCCUUGCAAAAGAAGGUGAAGAUGUAGAACAAGAAAAUAACGAUAAAGAUGAUAUUUUUGAAGAUAUUUUACAGGAAUUAACUGAAGCUGAAGCGAAUUCAAAUUUAAAUGAUAACGAAAAAGAUGAUGAAACUGAAAUUGAAAGUACCACGGAAAUCGGAGAGGAAUUAGAUAUCAAACCUCCUUAUAAAUGUGUGAAAUGCAAUAAAGUUUUUAGGCAAAUUCAUUAUUUAAAUAAACAUAUAUUAGAUCAUCUUAAUUUUAAAAAGUGUUGCAAUAUUUGUAACAAAGAAUUUUCUAAUCAAAAAGCACUUUCUCUACAUUUACACACCCACAGAUCAAAUCGUCAAAUGGUGUGUGAACAUUGUGGAAAAACCAUUUCAAGACACUCAUUUAAAAGCCAUUUUGAAAGAUAUCAUUCUGAAGAAGCAAAGGAAUUUUCUGAAAAAAAGUCUUGUAGGAUUUGUUCAAUCCCAGUAACAACUCAUCAAGAACUAACAGCUCAUAUGCAAGCUUUUCAUUCACAAAAUGAUCAUUUAUGUAACAUUUGUGGAAAAACAUUUUUAGGUCUAGCUCGCUUAAAAAAGCACAUGUUAAUUCACGACGAACGACGUCGAGUUUCUUGUACGAUUUGUAAUAAAGUAUUUAGCUCGCGUGAAAGUUUAAAACAACACGUUUAUACUCACACGGGAGUUAAACCGUAUCAAUGUCAUAUAUGUGGGAAGCGUUGCACUCAAAGUCAACAAUUAAAAGCUCACAUUCGAAUACACACUGGCGAUAAACCGUAUACAUGUAAAUUUUGUGGAAAUUCAUUCACAACAUCGGCCGCUUUAAAAAUACACGUACGUGGUCGUCAUUUUAAUGAUAAACCGCAUGUUUGUGACGUAUGUGGAAAAUGUUUUAUUCAAAGAGGUCCGCUAGAGAGGCAUUUAAGAUUACAUGCAAUGGGAAGAAAAAACAGUUAUCAUAACCGAAAUUCUUGGCCAUGUAGUUUAUGUAAUACCGUUUUUGAAACGCGAAGAGAACAUUUGGCACAUCAAUGUCCUAAUAUUCAUUUAGCACCUUAUGAAUGUGGCGAAUGUGGUAAAAAAUUCCGUAUGAAACCACUUUUAACAGUUCACAUGAGAAUACAUACGGGUGAAACCCCGUUUAAGUGUCAAUAUUGUCCAAAAGCUUUUCGAUCCAAACCGGGAUUAAAGGAACACACUUAUAUGCACACAGGUGAAAAAAGAUAUAUUUGCGAUAUUUGUGGAAAGGGUUGUGUACAAAGACAACAACUCAUUUCGCAUAUGAGAAUUCAUACGGGGGUUAGACCAUAUAAAUGUUAUGAUUGUGGCAGUACUUUCACUCUUAAAGGAAAUUUAACGGUACAUAUGAGAAUGCAUACUGGGGAAACUCCAUAUAAAUGCGAAUGUGGGGCUAGUUAUUACGCUUCAAAUGCAUUGAAGAGACAUCAAGUGAGAUGUAACCUGUUUAUUUAUGAGGAAACCGUUAACGAAUGCGAAGUCUACACUGAAAAUAUUGAUUUUGAUAAUGAAAGUGUGUCAAAUUAGAAUGAUUUUUUAAUAUUGAGAAGCUAUUUUAUGUUUGUAAAUAAGAUAUGUGAUGUUUUUCUUUACUAAAAUGACUUUUGUUUAAAUAUUUGUAAUAUAUAUGUAAAUAUUUGUUAUUUUUUUUUGUAUUUAAAGCAGA